CUUCCACGCAAUCCCAAAGGCGGCACGAGCAGUCGCCGGCGCGCAAACAUAAGAUCUUGUGAGGCGGCCAAGAGCGUACAAGCAAGAUGGCGGAUUUACGCGCUCAUCCUGAGCAAGAUAUGGAGCACGAGGGAGCCUCCCCCAAAGAGCUCCUCAUCGAAGCCGCUCGCCGCAACAAUACCGAUCUGCUGAAGGAGGUCAUCGACGGAUGUGGAAGUGCGGAAAAGGCGGCUGUACUUCUCAACGAGACCAAGACGGUAUUGGGAAAUUAUAUCUAUCACGAGGCAGCCCUAAAAGGAAACUACGAAAUAAUCGACAUGCUCCUCGACCAAGAAGGCUUCGAAUGCGACCCCAUCUCCCGCAUCGAAGGCGACACGCCUCUGCACUCCGCAGUCCGCUACAUCAACUCACUCACCGAAUCGCAACCCUCGAAUCCGGACAUCUCAACCUUCGCCCAGGAACUAAUUAGCAUGAUGGUCGACGCCGGCUCCGACCCACGGAUCCGCAACAAGGCGAACCUGACACCCUACCAAUUGACCGAUCCACGGAACACAGCGCUGAAGCAGCAGCUGCAGGACGCGGUCGAUAUCACGCAGAACCUUGGUGAUUAUAUCGUUGAUGAGGAAGAGGGAGGCGGGGAGGGAGAGGAUGAGGAUUAUGCGGGGAGUGGGAGUGAUAGUGAUUUUGAUCCGGAGGAGUAUAGGCGGGAGAAAGAGCGGCGAGAGAAGGAGAAGGAGGCGCUGGCGAACGGGGUUCGGCCUUCCUGAUCUACUUUCCCCCACUUCACCGUAUACCAAUCCCCACGAACCGCUCCUAGCUCACGACUGUCAAACUGGAGAACAGGCAGAUGAGCUGUGGACACGACUAAUCGAAAGGAAUGAAGAUGUAGUCUACGUUGGAUCUGUAC
Molecule: messenger RNA, 907 nt
Organism: Hyaloscypha bicolor E
Lineage: Eukaryota; Fungi; Ascomycota; Leotiomycetes; Helotiales; Hyaloscyphaceae
Exons: 3
Coding region: 87-767 (226 amino acids)
Molecular function (GO): protein binding
Source: RefSeq, a predicted model, not a curated record